AUGUCUAAAUACUCUGUAAUUCUGCCCACUUACAAUGAAAGAGAGAAUCUACCUAUCAUCACUUACUUGAUCUUUGAAAUGGCUAAAAAGAAGUAAUUGUGAAUUUUACAAAAGCAAUUUAGAUUUUGAGAUCAUCAUAAUUGAGGACAACUCUCCUGAUGGUACUCUACAAGUAGCAUAAGAGUUGAAGAAAGUAUAUGGGGAUAAAUUGAUCAUCCAUUUUAGAGAGAAAAAGUUGGGUUUAGGAUCUGCUUAUAUGGAUGGGAUCAAACUUUGUCAUGGCAAUUUUAUUGUCAUUAUGGAUGCAGAUUUAUCACACCAUCCAAAAUAUUUGGUGGAUUUCAUCCAAAAAUAGAAAACAACUAAUUGUGAUAUUGUGACAGGAUCAAGAUACAUUAAUAAAGGAGGUGUUAUGAAUUGGGGAUUUGAUAGAAAACUUACAUCCAGAGGUGCCAAUUUCUUAGCAUCCACAAUGUUGGGAGUCAAGUGUUCUGAUCUAACAGGAAGUUUCAGACUCUACAAAAGGGAAGUUUUAGAGAAGGUUAUUAAAGAUGUAGUUUCUAGAGGAUACGCAUUUCAAAUGGAAAUAAUCAUCAGAGCAAGACAAUAUGGAUACACAGUAGAGGAAGUAUGUAUUUAAAGUAAAUAAUCAAAGGUACCAAUUGUUUUUGUAGAAAGAAUCUUUGGAGAAUCGAAAUUAGGGGCAUCCGAAUUUCAAAUAUACUUAAAGGGAUUGUGGAAGUUGCUCUGGACAUUCUGAUAUAUGAAUAUAAAUUAUUUACAUA
Messenger RNA from Paramecium octaurelia, 785 nucleotides. Lineage: Eukaryota; Ciliophora; Oligohymenophorea; Peniculida; Parameciidae. The record is from the annotation of a GenBank genome assembly.